Messenger RNA from Blumeria graminis f. sp. triticale, 651 nucleotides. NCBI's taxonomy places the organism in Eukaryota, Fungi, Ascomycota, Leotiomycetes, Helotiales, Erysiphaceae. The record is from the annotation of a GenBank genome assembly.
AUGGUCCUAAAAUACAGUAUUCCACCACUCCCAUAUGCCUACGAUGCACUAGAGCCACAUAUUAGUGGUCAAAUAAUGAAUAUUCAUCAUACGAAGCAUCACCAAACUUACGUUAAUAACCUCAACAAUGCAUUGGAAACCCUUGACGCUUUAACGAAAUCCUCAGAUAUUGUCUCUCAUCUACAUCUACAAGCAGCUAUAAGCUUCAAUGCCGGUGGACACAUAAACCAUACUCUCUUUUGGGAAAAUCUUUCACCAGCCACAUCUACUACGGCGCAGAUUAGCUCAUCACCGAAAAUAUCAGCGGCACUAGCCGUACGCUGGGGAUCUGUCGAGCGUUUUCAAGAAAGCUUUACUACUGUACUGCUGGGCCUCAAAGGAAGUGGUUGGGGCUGGUUAGUGCAGGACAUAGAAAGUGGUACCCUUGAAAUCAUUACUACUAAAGACCAGGAGAUUGUUCCGGGAAACAAAAAACCUUUAUUAGGCAUUGAUUUUUGGGAACAUGCAUAUUAUUUACAGUAUCUAAACAACAAGGCCGCCUAUGCUAAGGAAAUUUGGAAAGUCGUUAACUGGGCAAAGAUAGAGGAGAGAUAUAUGGGAAGCCCUGAAAAUGUUUUUGGCCACCUAAAAUUAUUAAAGGGUGAGCUUUGA